Aphis gossypii (cotton aphid) is the source of this 1861-nucleotide messenger RNA. RefSeq names its product neuropeptide CCHamide-1 receptor-like. NCBI's taxonomy places the organism in Eukaryota, Metazoa, Arthropoda, Insecta, Hemiptera, Aphididae. Gene Ontology annotation, biological process: G protein-coupled receptor signaling pathway. Gene Ontology annotation, cellular component: membrane. Gene Ontology annotation, molecular function: G protein-coupled peptide receptor activity. The record is from RefSeq and is a predicted model, not a curated record. Bases 188 to 1456 code for a protein of 422 amino acids. The transcript is spliced from 4 exons.
CGGUUUAGCUCUACCAUAGUUAUUCCUUAGAACUUGAACAGUAUUACUAUUGCCAGUUAAUAAAACGACAAAAUUUCCUUUAGUCCCCGUCGGGGCUAACAAGUACCUAAUAAUUAUUUACUUAUUACAAUAUAAGUUUAUUCGGAAACGGUUUCGCGGACUAUCGGUGUGCGACGCGCGCUGUUGGAUGCGUACUAUUGGAUCGCGGCCGCAAACGGAAAGGGUCGUCGACAUGACAAACAUAAGCACUAACCACACUUUGUCAACAAACGAUUAUCACGAUUACACGGUAAGACCGGAGACGUACAUCGUUCCCGUAUUGUUCGCCAUCAUAUUUGUCGUCGGAAUAAUCGGAAACGUCACGUUGGUGUUGAUAUUUGUUCGGAACAAGCAGAUGAGGAACGUGCCCAAUAUUUACAUAAUCAAUCUAGCGCUCGGUGAUUUAUUGGUGAUCAUCAGCUGCGUGCCGUUUGCGUCUACCGCGUACAUAUUCCCGACGUGGCCUUACGGACUGGCCGUUUGCAAGGUAUUGGAGACGGCCAAAGACGUUUCGAUCGGCGUGUCGGUGUUCACGUUGACCGCGCUCAGCGCCGAUCGGUAUUUCGCCAUCGUGAACCCAAUGCGAAAGUUGCACGCGUCCAUCAACGGACGGUUCGCCACCCGGUUCACGCUUACCGUGGUCGCGGUCAUCUGGGCGGUGGCCGUGGCGUGCGCCGUGCCCGCCGCCCGGUUCUCGUACGUUCGCCAGUUCCGCAAGCACAACGUCACCGUGUUGGAAGUGUGUUACCCGUUCUCCGAGCACCUCGGGCCCGCCUAUCCCAUGGUCAUGGUGAUGUUCAAGUUUCUCGUCUACUAUGCCGUCCCGCUCGCCGUCAUCGCGUGCUUCUACGUGCUCAUCGCUCGGUACCUGUUGCACACCACCAACAACAUGCCCGGCGAACUACAGGGACAAAUACGUCAGGUACGAGCUCGCAAAAAAGUCGCUAAAGCCGUGCUAGCCUUCGUGCUGAUGUUCGCCAUCUGUUAUUUACCUCAUCACGUUUUCAUGCUGUGGUUUUACUACUACCCAAAGUCGACGGAAAAUUACAACACUUUUUGGCACGUAUUACGCAUUGUUGGAUUUUGUUUGAGUUUCAUAAACUCUGGCAUCAACCCUAUUGCCUUGUAUUUGGUGAGCGGCACGUUUCGCAAGCAUUUCGACAAACAGUUAUUCUGGUGGUGCAUGGCGUCUUCAGCGGUCACCACGGAAUCCAACUUGUUCGUGAUAAAAAAGAACGGAGCCACGAGUCGAGAUAGAAAAAUCACAGAGUUCAUAACGUUGCCGUCGAUGCAUUCAACUACAAACAAAAAUAAAAGUAAUAAGAUGACUUUUACUAUGAUCACGAAUAACGAAGGUCAGAAAAUCAAUUGCGCCCAAAAAGGGGUGGAAAGUGGGUGGCUAUCACCCUCUACAUAAUAUUUUGAAACACAUUUCUAUAACUAUUUUAAUGUUCUAUCUUAACUCUUGUAAUAAUAUCAAUUUUAAAAUAAUUAUCUUCUUUUCGUUUUACCUUUAUACAUAAUAUUAUAAGAUAAUAAUUGAUUUUAAACUAUAACAUACUUUUGUGGGUAAAGCACGUUAUUUCGAUGACCCGUUGGAAAAAACCAUGUUAAAAAUUUGCUACCUACCAUUUUGAGCCAAUUAUUCACACGUAUUGCAAUACAUCGGUUUUAUAUAGGUAAAAUUGUAUAAACCUUCCUAAUAUGUGAGUAAAUCAGUGUUUGUAUAACUCGGCAAUCGAUGUACGACGAUUUAUUUUAUAAAAUACUAAUAAAUAUAUGAAUAGUAAAUGCCCAAGUGGCAACUAUUAUUAUCGACAAA